Molecule: messenger RNA, 615 nt
Organism: Selaginella moellendorffii
Lineage: Eukaryota; Viridiplantae; Streptophyta; Lycopodiopsida; Selaginellales; Selaginellaceae
Product: CTD nuclear envelope phosphatase 1-like
Exons: 1
Coding region: 1-615 (204 amino acids)
Molecular function (GO): phosphoprotein phosphatase activity
Source: RefSeq, a predicted model, not a curated record
AUGGCAAGGGUAAAGCCUACAAUGGUGCUCGACUUGGACAACACGCUCGUCUACGCGCACACGGACAUGGUGGCCGGAUCAGACUUCACAAUGGAGCGCGCGGGCGAGGAAUCUCCACUGUUUAUAAUGAAGAGGCCCGGAGUGGAUGCGUUUCUAAAGAGGAUUUCCAAGGUUUUCCGGCUGGUGGUGUUUAGCGCUGGGGUCGAGGAGUAUGUGAACUUCGUAGUUGAUCACUUGGAUCCAGCAAAGACUAUGAUCUGGAAAAAGCUUCAUAGUGGGCACUGCAAGAUCGAUGAGGGAACCAAAUUCAAGGAUCUGGGUUUUGCCGAUCGAGAGUUUCGUGGUGUGGAUUUGAAGAGGCUGGUUGCGUUGGACGAUCUUGUGGAUUUCUACCCAAAGGAGUACAGGGAGAACGUUGUGAGGGCUGAGAAGUUCGAGGGAUCGCCCGGGGAUUGCUUUCUCCAGGGACUGGCGCCGUUUCUUCUGGCGCUGGCCAAGCUCCCAGAUUUCAGGAGGGCGAUCGUUUGCUACAACAAUGGCGAGUGCAAGGAGAUGAAUGGUAGGGUUUACAUCAAGGACGCCUUCGAUGAUAGCUGGGUGGAUGCCUUUCUGUGA